Messenger RNA from Aspergillus heteromorphus CBS 117.55, 747 nucleotides. RefSeq lists its product as uncharacterized. The transcript has a single exon. Lineage: Eukaryota; Fungi; Ascomycota; Eurotiomycetes; Eurotiales; Aspergillaceae. The record is from RefSeq and is a predicted model, not a curated record. Bases 144 to 440 code for a protein of 98 amino acids.
CUUUCGACUACUGUCGGAAGCUGGGAACACUGGAACUGGAGCUAUUCUAACUUUAGCCAUCCACCGGGGUACUUCCCCCAGCCAAAAGUCUCCUCCUCCACCGGCGCAUUUUCGACCAGACACGGCCCAGAUUCAUCUUGCAGAUGGGAUGGCAGUGUGGCUCCUGGCAACAGAAGACAGACCCGACAGCCUCGAAGUCCCGUCAGCCUGGACCACCCUCCCCCAAAGCUCCUGGGACUGGCUGCCUCAUCUGCAGCGGCCUGCUGGUUAGGUGGAGAGCAGACGCCAGUCGCCCGGCCUACAAGGCACAGUGCCUUAGUCCAGUAGCUACACCUUCCAGCUCGAGCCAAUCCCACCGCGCCUACUGUACAACACACUACCGGCAUGAUGCACCGGAACUGCGAGGUGUGCAGCUAGGGCUGCUGGCUAAGACCCCCUAGACAACCUAGACUCGUUCCAUCUCCCCCAACUCGGGGGACAGAGGGCUCCCUCGUCUCCAGUCAAAAGCGCUGGGACUCGGCCCGUCGAAUGAGACGAUGGAACAAGGGAAACCCAAUGGCACCGGGACCUGGCUAGUCGUCGCAAGAGAAGAGACUUGGAAGCGGUUGUUUGGCGCCAGUUGGUGCUGCAGCUGUAUGCGCUAACCUCGCUAACAUUGAUGGGCCUGGCAGCGCUCCGUCCUUCGUACCUUUGUCCGGUUCGAUCGUCUCGCCCAGAUGAUAAUCCAGGCGCACACCUGCUCUUUUG